This is a messenger RNA of Leptosomus discolor (cuckoo roller), 515 nucleotides long. The record is from RefSeq and is a predicted model, not a curated record. Lineage: Eukaryota; Metazoa; Chordata; Aves; Leptosomiformes; Leptosomidae.
GCUGCCCUGCAGCUGCCCGUCGUGUCGGUGGUGAGAGAUGCCGAGUCCCAGCUCCUGCCCGACGUGGGAGCUGUGGUGACGUGCAAGGUCUGCAGCAUUAACUCCCGCUUUGCCAAGGUGCACAUCCUGUACGUCGGCUCCACACCGCUGAAAUCCACCUUCCGGGGGACCAUACGGAGAGAAGAUAUUCGAGCCACGGAGAAGGAUAAGGUAGAAGUGUACAAGAGUUUCCGCCCCGGUGACAUAGUCCUGGCCAAAGUCAUCUCCCUGGGGGACGCGCAGUCCAACUACCUGCUGAGCACAGCGGAGAACGAGCUGGGCGUGGUGGUGGCACGCAGCGAGGCAGGGGUGCAGAUGGUGCCCAUCAGCUGGUGCGAGAUGCAGUGCCCGAGGACGCACACCAAGGACUUCCGUAAGGUGGCCCGCGUGCAGCCCCAGUUCCUGCAGACCUAACAGCCCCCCAGGGAGCAGCAGGGACCCUGCGGGGCGAGGGGCUGCUCGGGUGAGGGGCCAGC